Molecule: messenger RNA, 3326 nt
Organism: Psylliodes chrysocephalus
Lineage: Eukaryota; Metazoa; Arthropoda; Insecta; Coleoptera; Chrysomelidae
Source: the annotation of a GenBank genome assembly
ACCUAAUAUCACAAAAUUACACAUUAUCACAAAAAGUACACAUUAAAAAUAAAUUGAGUUUACUACAUGAAAAAUUUUUUAAUAUUCUUAAGCUCUAUUGGGUGUUCCAGUGCCAGAGUUGCUAAAAAAUAAUUAAUUGAGUAAGUUGAGAUCAAAGUUUAAGAAAAAUUUAAAAAUAGUCACUUGUCAAAUAAGUAUUUAAUUUUGUCAUGAACUACAUAAUUUUAAGGAAUAGGUAACUUUGGCAUGUAUAGAAAUGAUUUUAAAACAAUAACAAAGACCAGUUGUUUUGAAAUUUUGUAGGUUAGGUAACUCUGGCACUAAACCACUUUACUAUCCCUUCACCCAUCUAUUUCGGUUCAUUGUAGUUGCAAUAUCCAUUCCAAAAAUCUCCAUACUCAGGAAUAAAAAUAUAAAAUAAAGGCGCAGUGUGUAUCUUAAAAUUAAACUAAAAUUUUUAAAUAAAUUUGUUUCUGAUAAUUUUAAAGCAGUCUUAAUUUUAUUUUUAGAUUUUAAUAAACUAUUUUUUAAUCUUGAAAUUUUGUUUCGCUGCUCUCGAUUAAUAUAAUAAAAUUUUCUCUUUCUAGGAGUUAAAUUACCAAUUCUAGUUGCAUUAAUUUGAUUUAAAAUACCAGUUCUUACACGUGGUUUCUUUAUUAAAGGUUCCUCAACACAUUCAAUUCUAUCAUUAAAAAAUUCUAGCUUUCUUUUAGCUGAAGUUAUAUUCGAAACAGAAGGUUUAAUCAAAACAUUACUAAUUACAUUUAUUUUUGCAAGCGAAUUUGAUGAAGGCAGCUCUGAAAAAUUUUCAUCUAAUGUAAUAUUAUUAUUAGUAGUAAUAUUCUCUUCUAAAGGCGCUAAAGGCAAGGCAAAUUUAUUUUAAUGAGCUUAGUACGCAAAGUGCUGGUAAAGGCAUUCUCGUCAAAAUGAUCCUCGCACAAUAGUUUUUUUUUAGAUGUGUAGGGAAUAUUUAAAAUAUCAAACCAUUUCUAUCUAAGGGUAAUAAUGGACGGAAAAGUAAAAAAUUUCUUAUUAAGUGAAUGUAAAUAAUAUUUGCUUCUGCAAUUUGGAGCAGCACAUGAUAAUGUAAAUUUAUUAUAAGUUAAUGACAUUGUUAAGGACCUCAGUAUAUUUUUACAGCUAUAAAUUACUUAAAUCUAACUAAAACUAAAUUAAAAAUAAGAUUAAUUAAAUUUUACUCACCUACAUUUUCCGCGACUGUCAUGUUUUAGUGUAACAUAACCUAAUUUAUUAGCAAAGCCAGAUUUACACCACCUCAUAAUAUUCAAAUGUAGCUUUAACUUUAUAAAUUUAUAACAAUUAUCCCUGUAUUUGAUCAUUAUAUUGUAUUAAAGUGAUAUUUAAAAGAUUGCAUUAGUAAAAUUAUUGAUUUCUUUAAAAUUUAUUCAUUUUUUAAUUAUUAUAUGGGUGUAAAAACGGCUUUUAUUUAGUGCUCGCAGCGCGUGAAGCGCGAUAUGAUAAACUACAAACAAGGAAACAAUUCCCGCCUAUUAUUAAAACCUUCUCUUUUUAGUUUUUCUAUGGAUGGCACUCAGUUUGCAGCGCUAAAGGCGUCUGGCCGCUCAACUACCUCGAUAUGGCGGUAAAUUCAAAUAUAAUUUUAAGAUUAUGGAGAAGAAUACGAUUUUAUCGUCAUUGGGGCUGGCGUUACUGGCUGUUCUAUAGCAAAUAGACUAUCCGAAAUUGGAAAAUGGAAAGUUUUGCUAAUCGAAGCUGGAACUUUUUCUAAUGGAUUAGUCAGAAUACCUGCAAUGAAUGCAUUGAAUGUAUUCUCGGACUACAAUUGGGGUUUUAAAACUGUACCACAAACCACGGCGUGUCUCUGUACUAACGAUCACACAUGUCCUGUGCCUCGAGGAAAAGGUGUAGGUGGUACGAGCUUAAUCAAUUCAUCUCAGUACGUUAGAGCUAACCAAGAAAAUUUUGAUUUAUGGUCUAAAAUUCUCCACGAUUCAAGUUGGUUGUUUACCAAUGUCUACAAAUAUUUCAAAAAAUCCGAGAAUUUCACAUGGAAUAAUUUUGAAGCUUACGCAGAUUUAAAGUACCAUGGUACUGAAGGUCUUGUGCAUUCUCAACAUAAAUUACCUAGUCAUCCCUUAAAUAACGUAUUCCUACUAGCAAACCACCAAUUAGGAUACUUGAUAUCAGAUUAUAACAGCGACAGACGAAUAGGCGGUUCUAUUUUACAAUUGUAUACCGAUAAUGGUAAAAGGGAUGAUUUAGGUACGGCUUAUAUCACUCCAUUUUUAUACAGAUCUUAUUUAAAGGUGCUUACCGAAAGUUAUGUUACUAAAAUUGAAAUUGAUAUAACAACUAAAACAGCCAAAAGCGUACUAUUCACAAACGGAGGUAGUACUUACAGAGUACGAGCAAGAAUUGAGGUUAUACUAUCAGCGGGUGCUAUUUCCAGCCCUCAAAUUUUAAUGUUAUCAGGAAUAGGUCCAAAAGAACAUCUUAAAGAUAUGAAAAUUGAUUUAAUAGAAGAUUUACAAGUAGGUAGUCAUUUGAAAGAUCACGCUUUAGGCAAUCCUUUCUUGUUUUCAUCAAACCUAACAAUACCUGUGGAAUCAUUAGUACAACAAAUCGCAGAAUACCUUGAAGGCUUUGGACCUCUCACUUCAUCUGGUACUCAGGCUCAAGCCAUAGGUUUUUACAACGUUAACUGCAAAAACUGUACUGUACCUAAUAUCGCAAUCUUUUCAGAUGCCGGUGAAGUAACAGUACAAGAAAAAAGAUUUCAAAAUUUGAAUGAUGAAUGUUUUGAAUCUUUUACAAAGAAUCCAAAAGCUAAUAGUGUUAGGUUCUUUUUCCUAUUAUUAAAUACAAAAUCUUCCGGUACCAUUAGGUUGAAGAGUAAGAAUCCUUUUGACUAUCCAUUGAUAGAUCCAAGGCUUUUGUCUGAUUCUUGUGAUGAGGAUAUAAGGGCAAUGUACUUGGGUGUUAAACAGAUUUUCAGACUAGCAGAGACUCUGUCUUUUAAAAGCAUUAAUCUGACAUUUGCUGGUGAACCAUUACCAGCUUGUAGAGACUUUAAAUUUAAAUCUAAACAAUAUUGGUAUUGCUAUCUAAGACACGUUGUCCAAACAGCAUAUCACCCUAUGUGCACGUGUCCAAUGGGUAUUAAUAAAUAUACCGGAAGCGUUGUAGAUUCAAAUCUUAAAGUGUUUGGAGUCCAAAACUUGAGAGUGGCUGAUGCUAGUGUUUUUCCAACCCCCAUUGCAGGCUACCCAACUGCGAACUGUGUAAUGAUAGGAGAAAAAAUUAGUGACGUCAUUAAAAAGGAAUAUUCCUGAGUAAACGUUUGA